UUGAAAUCAAACCUUCGACAUAUGAAAAAGGUUUCCUUAUUGACAUUUAAUGUUCUCAUUCCUAAACGCGCAUGACUUUUUACUGUGGGGGUCAAUGCGCAUAGUCAAAGCAUUGCGCAUUUCGUGGCUAACCUAACCGAGUCGAUCGACCAGCAGCAGCGAACGAGCUGUCAGUGCGAAAACCUAUUCAUUUCGUCUUUGUGCUGUAUUUUGGUGCCUAGUGUAUUCAAGCGUGUGCUAAGUGUAUUGGAAGGCGUAUCGUAUAAUUUGGGUGCUAGUAAACAAUAAACUUACAGGAUGCCUUCAGCAGCGCCACCCGCCGAAAAUGGCGCUCCCCGCAGCGAGCUGGAACAGCUCCAGAUGCGCGCCGGUCAAGUCACCGACGAGUCUCUGGAGUCGACGCGGCGCAUGAUGAUGCUAUGCGAAGAGAGCAAGGAGGCCGGCAUUCGUACUCUGGUCGCUCUAGACGACCAGGGAGAGCAAUUGGACAGAAUCGAGGAGGGCAUGGACCAGAUCAACGCGGACAUGCGCGAGGCCGAGAAGAAUCUGUCGGGCAUGGAGAAGUGCUGCGGCAUCUGUGUCCUGCCCUGCAACAAGGGAGCAUCGUUCAAGGAGGACGACGGUACGUGGAAGGGCAACGAUGACGGCAAGGUGGUCAACAACCAGCCCCAGAGGGUGAUGGACGAGCGCAACGGUAUAGGACCACAAGCCGGUUACAUAGGAAGGAUAACAAAUGACGCCCGCGAAGACGAGAUGGAGGAGAACAUGGGCCAAGUGAACACGAUGAUCGGUAACCUGCGCAACAUGGCGCUCGACAUGGGCUCCGAGCUGGAGAACCAGAACCGCCAGAUCGACCGCAUCAACCGCAAGGGCGAAUCGAACGAAACGAGGAUAACUCUGGCGAACCAGCGCGCGCACGAGCUCCUCAAGUAAACGGCGGCGGCACUCACACACACACACCACACACACACGGUCUCGUGGUCGCCGCGUCCGACGGACCGGUUGCAGAUACACACACGGAAACUAUCACUAUCAGUUAUCAAACUCGAGAAUUAUUAUUAUUAUUAUUUUCCUCUAAAAGUCGUAAAAGAUUGUAUUGUUUUCUAAGAGAUUUAUGUCUUAUUUUUCGUAGGUUUAGCUUGUAAGGAUCUGCAACCGGUAUAAUUAAAUAAAAAAAUAUUUUGCUUAGUGUCUCACUUCUAUCUCGAGAUACAUUUAUCCAAGUGUAAUUUAAAAUAAUUAUCGUGUAAUCGUUUCAUGUUACUGUAUAAAGUGAACACCGCAGUUUUUGUCUCUACCCGUUCUGCUUACCCUCGACGCUCAAGUUUUAAGAAAUGUUGAUGGAUGUUUAGAAGAAUAAGUACACGUAGUUUUGUAUCGGGUCAUAAGAUAUACCCCUACACUAUCUAAAAGUGGCUCGGUGCUAUUCAACAAAGGUGCAGUCUACGGUAGCUUAAAAUACAAGGCAGCUUCUUUCCCCACAAUACAUGUAAGCUCUAGAUACUAGAGAAAUAUCUGCAAUAACAAUUUCAACAGCCGAAAGCGAAGCUCACUUCAAAUUUUUCGAAAAGUUUAGGUAUACCUAAUUUAUUUAAUUACUAGUUGAUGGGCUCCUUUUCGCCGCAAGUUAACUCGAAAUCGGACCAUUGUGCGCAUUGCGACGUCAUUUCGUACUUAAUUUUAACCACGAGGAAUUCCUUUAUUUUUGCAAUAUGCGUACCCCUUGAUCGUCUUUAUUAAUCGUCAUCACCAUACAAUGCCCGAUACAAAACUACAAAACUUCUUACAAAUAGUUUUUGGUGCUCAUUUCAUGCAGUAGAUCAUGUUAUAAACUUAUAUAAUCGUAUUUACGCAGUCGUAUCAUAUACUGAAAUUAUUAUAGAACGUAAUACACAAUUAAAAGUUUAAGAGGUUAAUGCGUGACAUUUAUUUUGAGAAAUUGCAUUUACCCCCUGUUAACGUGUAGUGUUACUGUUGUCGCUAGUUGAAAAUAUCGCUUCGCAAACUUUAUAUAAUGUCUAUAAUACUGUUUGUUUUAUAAACUCUAUAUUCACUUACAGCGGUUUCAGCAAAGCUUGGUUAUAUUUUAAAUAACGGUUUUGUGCGAUAAUAAUCAAUUCUUUUUAAGAAAGUUAUGGUCUUUUUCGGAAAGAAGGUUCCCCAAAUGUAUACUUAUGGCAAGAUUAAUGUUUUGUGCUAAUUAUUUUUUUUUUUUUGUUGAGAGGCGAUACUGAUGUAGCCAAGUCGUAGGUUCAUAUUCCGCACGCAUCAAUGUCUUUUAAUUCAUACAAAUUAAUGAUUACUUCUAAAAUGAUAGGCAGUUAGCGUGAGGCAACUAGCGCACUUAAGAUUUCUUAUGUUUGUGCCACGCCAGAGACCUGCGGUUUAAAUCUUUAAAACCGUACUAAAAGAAGAAGAUAAGAAUUUAAUGACUCUUAGAAAGUUGUUUAUCAUCGUUCACAGAAAAAAUAUUUAAAAUUAGACCGAGUUUUGUUUAAACAUGUUGUGUAUUGUGUAAAGAAAAUAUAAAGAUGUUAUGUACUCCAAUAAUGGGAUCAAAUCUCAUAAGAUCUUUGUUUAACGGCUAUCCUAUAGUUCCAAAACAUUAUUCCCUAUUAUAUAAACACUAAACAUUAUAAUUUAUUAUUAUAAUAAUUGCAUAUUAGUCAAAUGCAUUAAGAGCAGAAUAUGCUGAUCAUUUGAUUAGGCUAUUUAGUAAGAGGGGAUGAAUAAAUGGUACAAUGUGAGUGCUAGGGAUGUGUGGAUAUGUGAUAAUAGUUUGAAUUUAAGUGAAUAGUGUUAGCAAGUCACAUGUCUUCGAGAACUUAACUAUCUGAAGCAUCAGAUCUCAUCAUAACUCAAGUCUUCAUAGGAGUGAAUAUGUACGUAUUUGCAUAUAAAUUUAAACCUAAUAGAUGACUUAAAAAUGUUUCCUAAAGGCUCAAAUUAGACAAUUAAUUUAGUCAAACGUUGUAACCAUUUUCGCCUCAUUAUUUAUAAUGGUAAAAUUAUAACCACUACAGUAAAAUAGCUUUUACAUAUCUCUGCAAUUACAUACAUAUCUGCUGCUAUGAGAUAUAUGGAAAGACGCUAAAUAAUGUAACUUAGAAUAACAGUGUAGCUAUCUAACUAGCGUUAAACUAUCAUAAUUUAUGAAUUAGUAUUUUUAUUUAUUUUAUGAGAAAAAUAAAUCAUUUCAUUUACAAGAUGA
Molecule: messenger RNA, 3211 nt
Organism: Trichoplusia ni (cabbage looper)
Lineage: Eukaryota; Metazoa; Arthropoda; Insecta; Lepidoptera; Noctuidae
Product: synaptosomal-associated protein 25
Exons: 8
Coding region: 298-933 (211 amino acids)
Biological process (GO): exocytosis; synaptic vesicle fusion to presynaptic active zone membrane; synaptic vesicle priming
Cellular component (GO): plasma membrane; SNARE complex
Molecular function (GO): SNAP receptor activity; syntaxin binding
Source: RefSeq, a predicted model, not a curated record